AUGUUGAGUGCACUGUUCUUCUUAACCGCCGCCUUAAUGGUGGCUUACAAAUUUUAUUCAAAAAACACCGUUACUUACAAGAAGGUUAAUAAAUACGGUGAAAAUAAAGUUUUGGUUCUGAAAGAAGCACCGGGCCCUAGUCCUUUGCCUGUUAUAGGCAAUCUACAUCUCUUGGGCAAGCACGAAUCCCCGUUCCAAUCCUUCACUGACCUGGCGAAGGAAUAUGGGGAUAUCUUUAGCUUGAAACUGGGAACAGCGAAAUGUUUGGUCGUCAACAACUUGGAGCUGAUUCGAGAGGUUCUCAACCAAAAUGGAAAGUUUUUUGGCGGACGUCCCGACUUCUUGCGCUUUCAUCAACUCUUCGCCGGAGACAGGAACAAUUCACUAGCCCUUUGCGACUGGUCGAACCUCCAACUCCGGCGAAGAAACCUAGCCCGUCGCCACUGCGGUCCCAAACAGCACACCGACAACUUCGCGCGCAUCGGUGACGUAGCCACCUUCGAGUCAGUCGAACUCGUCCAAACCCUCAAAGGUAUCACCAGAAACACUGACGAAGCUAUCAACCUAAAACCCAUUCUAAUGACAACGGCAAUGAACAUGUUUUCCCACUACAUGUGCAACGUUAGGUUCGACGCUGAAACUGACAAAGACUUCCGAAAAGUAGUAGACCAUUUUGACGAAAUCUUCUGGGAGAUCAACCAAGGAUACGCUCUGGAUUUCCUGCCUUGGCUCGCACCAUUCUACAAGAAGCACUUGGAGAAGCUCUCGAACUGGUCUUCUGACAUCCGGUCUUUCAUCCUAUCAAGGAUUGUUGAGCAGAGGGAAAUGAACUUGGACGUCGAGGGACCAGAAAAGGACUUUUUGGACGGUCUUCUCAAAGUUCUGCACGAAGACCCGACUGUUGAUAGAAACACUAUUAUUUUCAUGCUAGAAGACUUCCUUGGUGGACAUUCUUCUGUUGGUAACUUGGUUAUGUUAUGCCUCACAGCUGUGGCUAGAGAUCCAGAAGUAGGUAGGAAGAUCAGAGCGGAAUUGGACGCUUUGACUAAAGGUAAACGGCCUGUGACUCUUGUUGACAGGCAUAGCAUUCCGUACACUGAAGCAACUGUUUUAGAAUGUCUAAGAUACGCUUCAUCACCAAUAGUCCCACACGUAGCGACAGAGAACGCCACAGUAGCCGGUUAUGGAGUUGAAAAAGGAACAAUAGUCUUCAUAAACAACUAUGAAUUGAACACAUCAGAAGAGUACUGGGAAAGACCAGAGGAAUUUGAUCCGUCGAGGUUCUUAGAGAAGAGUAAAGUGCGAGUACGAAGGAAUUCUUUAUGCGAUUCUGGUAUGGAGUCAGAUGGUGAGAGACCAUCUAAGCAUGCGGAGAAUAAUGUUGAGAAAGAAGUUUGGUCGGUAAAGAGGAAUAUCCCUCACUUCUUGCCUUUUAGUAUUGGUAAAAGGACGUGCAUAGGACAAACUCUGGUCACGACAAUGAGUUUUGUCAUGUUCGCCAAUAUUAUGCAAGAAUUUGAAAUCGGUGCUGAAAACUUGGAAGAUUUGAGACAAAAACCUGCUUGUGUAGCCUUACCUAAGGAUACAUACAACCUCUAUCUGAUACCACGGAAACAUUGA
Molecule: messenger RNA, 1620 nt
Organism: Spodoptera exigua (beet armyworm)
Lineage: Eukaryota; Metazoa; Arthropoda; Insecta; Lepidoptera; Noctuidae
Source: the annotation of a GenBank genome assembly